Messenger RNA from Orbicella faveolata, 713 nucleotides. Its product is annotated as proto-oncogene tyrosine-protein kinase receptor Ret-like. The record is from RefSeq and is a predicted model, not a curated record. Lineage: Eukaryota; Metazoa; Cnidaria; Anthozoa; Scleractinia; Merulinidae. Gene Ontology annotation, cellular component: signaling receptor complex; plasma membrane. Gene Ontology annotation, biological process: cell surface receptor protein tyrosine kinase signaling pathway; multicellular organism development; positive regulation of kinase activity. Gene Ontology annotation, molecular function: transmembrane receptor protein tyrosine kinase activity; ATP binding.
AAAUAUUCAACCAACAUGUCCUUUGACUUGUUUAUCUUGUUUGUUGCAGUCAAGCCCGAACACAAAGCGAACAGUUUGUCAAGUAACCAAACUGUGGUGGAAGGUAGGGAUGCAGAAUUUUGUUGCCAUACAGACGCAUUCCCUGGUGUCUUGGAGUACAGAUGGUUUAAGGAUGGCAUCCAGAUUACCAGUUCUGGAGAUUAUACCAUCACACCAAUUUCUGAUGGACAGAGACUGACAAUCGCGCAAGUUAAAAAGAGCAGUGCUGGGCGAUACUCUUGUGAUGGACGAAAUGAGUUAGGAACCGGAGAGAGAAAAUCUGCUUCCCUCUUAGUCAAUUAUGCUCCUAAGCAGGUGACUGUAACUCCAGCUGAUCCAGCAGAGGUGCCACUUGCUCAGAGCAUAACACUGACAUGUCAGGCUGACGGUUUCCCAAAUCCAUCUUACUCGUGGAAAUUUAAUGGAAAAUCAAAUGGGAUUACACAAAAUACUUUAACAAUAACAAAUGCAGAUGUACAAGAUGCUGGGAACUAUACAUGUCUGGCAAGAAAUGAUUUUGGCAACAAGGAGACGACAAAAGUUGUUUAUGUACGAUGUGAGUGAGUUUAUGAUAUAAUUAUCCUUUGUUAUCCAUGUACCUGUACAUGUAAGUUAGUUACAGAUACAGGUUCAGGUUAGUUUCUUUGUAUGUACUGUAUAAACAUGUAGUUUUA